Messenger RNA from Petromyzon marinus (sea lamprey), 3426 nucleotides. Its product is annotated as long-chain fatty acid transport protein 2-like. Gene Ontology annotation, biological process: long-chain fatty acid import into cell; long-chain fatty acid metabolic process. Gene Ontology annotation, cellular component: plasma membrane; endoplasmic reticulum membrane. Gene Ontology annotation, molecular function: long-chain fatty acid-CoA ligase activity; long-chain fatty acid transmembrane transporter activity. Lineage: Eukaryota; Metazoa; Chordata; Hyperoartia; Petromyzontiformes; Petromyzontidae. The record is from RefSeq and is a predicted model, not a curated record.
AAAGCCUCUUAUCUUAUUUUGUUUGAAGAGCUUUAUUACUAUCACAGAGUACACUUGGUGAACUUUUGCCCAUAGUGCACGCUGAACCAAUAUAACUGCUGAGAUAAGAAUAUUCAUGAAGCAGUAGGUGUGGAAUUUGGACCGUGUAAGCUUGUGUAGCCAUUCCAGCAUUUGAAUAGAGUUGGAGCUGGGUGAGAAUUAUUAUUAAUGUAAAAAAGAUUAAUGUUGCUUAUCUAAAGUAUGGCAAAAACGCACUGUCAAGUAAAAACAAUAGGGGUUUGAUUGUUUUAGCAAGAUUUAUUGUCACCAGCGAUUGACACGUGGCUGAGAUACAGCGGAGGGCACGGCGGCCUCAGUGUGACUACGAUGGAACUCCUCUCUCUCCUUGCUGGGGCUGCAGUGAUAGUGGCUUGCAUUCUGCUGGCCUCUUGGAUAUUCUGGCCGCAGCUGUGGCUGGGUGCUUGGCGCUCCCUGCGUGUCCUGCGCAAUGCGGUGUACAGGCACCGCUACUUGUCCCGCAAGCCCCUAUUCUCCGUUCUUGACCGGCUGCUCGAGCGAGCGUCCGCCACUCCGCACAAGGUCUUCCUCACCUUCGAGGACGACAGAUGGACGUACGAAGAGUUCGUGCGCGACGUGGCUCGCACCGCGCACGCCCUUCAGGAGUUUGGGGGCGUGCGCCCGGGCGACACCGUGGCUCUGCUAAUGGAGAACGAGCCGGCGUUCUUGUUCGUGCUGUUCGCGUGCACAUCCCUCGCGUGUCCCGCCACCCUCAUGAACACGAAUCUGCGCGGUCGCAUGCUCCUGCACUGCCUGACCACGAGCAAAGCACAAUUCCUGGUCACUGGUUCUGGGCCACUAUUGGUGGCGGUGGAGGAAAUUUCAGUGGAGAUGAAUGAGCUUCAAAUCCGUCCCCUGACCAUGGGCGAUGCAACCCCCGGGUCAGCUGUGCCAUCACUCGCCUCCACUUUCCGUGAGGCCCCCUGCAACCUCCCAGCAGCCAGCGUGCGUGCGCACAUCACCGCGAAGGACGCCUUCAUAUACAUCUACACGUCCGGCACCACUGGACUCCCAAAGGCUGUGAAGGUCAGCCACACGCGUGCAUGGUGCGGAAACUUCAACUACUCAAUGUCUGGCGUAAGAGCAGAGGACGUGGUGUACAUCUUCCUGCCACUCUACCACAGCUCGGCUAUCAUGGCUGCGUUCAUCGGUUCCCUCGACAUCGGUGCGCGCUUGGUUCUGCGGAGGAAGUUCUCCGCGAGCCACUUUUGGGGAGACUGCCGCCGGCACGGCGUCACCGUGUUCCAGUACGUCGGCGAGAUCUGCCGCUACCUCCUCAGCCAGCCCAAGAACGAGCUGGACCGCGUGCACUCGGUACGCAUGGCCGUGGGGAACGGAAUGCGAGCAGACGUGUGGGCGCGUUUUCUUGAGCGGCACGGGGACGUGAGAUUCUGCGAGCUCUACGGCGCCACCGAGGGCAACGUGGGCUUCGUCAACGUGGAUGGAAAGCUCGGGGCCUGCGGCCGGGACCUGCCCUUCCUGCGUCUCCUGAUAAAGUAUGCUCUGGUUAAGUAUGACCAUGAAAAGGAUGGACCCGUGCGUGAUGACAAGGGCUUCUGCAUCCCGUUACCCAGAGGACAGCCAGGUCUCCUGGUGGCCCCGAUCUCGAAGCACAUGCCAUUCGAUGGUUACUUGGGGAACGCCGAGUUCACGCAGAGGAAGGUUCUGCACAACGUGUUCAUGCAUGGGGACCGCUACUUCAACUCGGGAGACAUCAUGCGCAUCGACAAAGAGGGCUUCAUCUAUUUCAUCGACAGGGUUGGGGAUACUUUCAGGUGGAAAGGUGAGAACGUCUCGACCAUGGAGGUGGCAGACACUCUGGGUGACCUGGACUUCAUCAAGGAAGUCACAGUGUAUGGUGUCACCAUCCCAAAUAACGAGGGCCGGGCCGGCAUGGCAGCUGUGAUCCUGGAGGAGGGCCACUCGCUUGACGGCCCGGAGCUGUACCGCCACGUUGUAGGACACUUGCCAACAUACGCCCGCCCUUACUUCAUCCGCUUGCAGGAAGCAUUGGAGUUGACGAACACAUACAAGCAGAUCAAGACGCACCUCUUGCAGGAGGGCUUCAACCCGGCGCUCAUCCGUGCGCCCCUGUUUUACCUGGACAGUGCAGCGUGCAGCUACACGCCACUAACGCGACAAAUCUACGAGGGCAUCGUCAGUGGAAAAGUGAAGCUCUGAGUGACGAGCGUGAGGGGUUUGAGCCAAGUAAUUCCUCAGAGAAGGGAUCAGAAUCAGAAUCUGUAUUCAUCCUGGAGGAAUCCGAUGUGCUAUGAAGCUCUUUUUUUACAAAUGUCCAGUCGGGGCAGGUUAGUCAGAAAGUUAGGAGGAACCAUGGUGCUGAAGUAAUGCCUCAAUUUAAUAAUAAGAGGCUGAUAUCUGACACCAGUUGGGAUUUUUAUUAAUCCAGCUCAAUUCCUGAGCCACCGAGCCAACUCAGUAUUUUUAGUCUUUUGUGUCAUCCGAAAGCAGAGUUAUGAGCGAACACCUACACAUAAUAUGUAAUGACAAAUAUCUAUACUGCCAUUUGCUGGCCACCUUGAAGGUUGCAGUCUCCAUUGUGGUCAGCGUGCUAUGCUAUGAUCUCGGUGACCCGAGUUCAAUUACUGGUCACGGCCAACGUUUGUGGCGGGCGGUAUCCUCCACCAUUCUCUAACCUGCACUGCCCAUCAUGCUGAAUUAUGGUCAAACAGCCCCUGUGACCAAUAUGGAUUGGAGGUUUUCAAUCAGCAGUUGCUCGUUAAAUGGUUGUAACAACUGAGCAAUCUCGUAGUGCUGUUGGUGAUUAUGGUCAUGGCGCUUGGGGAUAUUCAAGAUAUUUUGUGCAAUGCCUCCCCAUAACUAGGUGGCGAGAGGAGUACCGCGGUGGAGAAAUGUUAUCUCCCUUGCUUGGUAUGCAAGCAGUCGUGGGUUCGAUCCCAACCCUGACGCCUGCUGUAUAUUUGGAGUUUGCGUGUCUCUCUCCCUGUGGUCGAGUGUAUUUUUCUCUGGGUCCUCCGGGUUUCCCCUCCACUUUAGAAACAUGUUUCUUUAUUUCGUUGCUAUAAAAUUUCACAUGAUAAGCACUUCGUUGCGCUAUCAUUUGUGACCAGGUCGCUUCUGAAAAAUAGCUAAUUGGGUUGACCUGGUAAAUAAAAGUUAAUAGCUUUAGAUAUUAUAGCUGUUCAAUAACUAAAGACGUUUCCUCUGACCCAUAGAAUACAGACCAAUGGGCAUAAGGUUAUAAAGCAUGUCCAGGCAAUGAUAGUUAUAAAAUAUUUGAUAACGAAAUCACUACCUUUUUUUCCCCAAUGACAAAUGUGUAUUUCUAGUUUAAAAACUAUGUAUAAGAUAAAAUUACAUUAAAAUUGUUUAUGAAAGAACAUAUAU